CGACAAACCGGCGAUCUCCCAACCCACUUUACCUCUUGCGUCUCCUCUCGUCCGCUUCGUCUCUUCUUCCCUCCGCCGCGGCGCCGCCCGCCACGCCGCCCGCGUAGCGCAUCCACCACCGUUCCCGCGAUGGCCGCCGGCAUACUCAACACCCAGCCCCGCCUCUGCUAACCACGGAUGAUACACGUGGCUCCUGUUAAUAACUUCCUGCCACUCGCCUCGUCGUCGGGCCGGAGGGAGAGGAGAUGGACGCCGGCCUGGGUCUCCGGCCGAGGCCCGGUGCUGCAUGGACCGGACGACGGAAGCCGCAGGGAUUCCCCCCGGCGACAGUGCCAGCGGCGAGGCUUGAUCAGAAUCCGGCGCGGCGGCCGCUGGUCCUGCGGUCCGACGCGGGGAGCAGGAGCACCGAUCCCAUCCGUGGCGCCAGCCUCAAGGGCCUGUGCUGCCACAAAUCGGCAGGUACUGAGAAAGUCCACUAUUCUGCUGAUGAGGCUCUCGUACUAAAGCAAAAAGCAGAGGACGUGCUCCCUUACCUGAAUGACCGCUGUGUUUAUCUAGUUGGAAUGAUGGGUUCUGGCAAAACUACAGUUGGCAAGAUAAUAGCUGAAGUACUGGGCUAUUCAUUCUUUGACAGUGAUAAGCUGGUUGAGCAGUCUGUUGGUAUACCGUCAGUUGCUGAGAUUUUUCAGGUCCAUAGUGAAGCAUUCUUCAGAGAUAACGAGAGUGAGGUACUAAGGGAUUUGUCGUCAAUGCACCGAUUAAUUGUUGCAACAGGAGGUGGUGCGGUGAUACGACCAAUCAAUUGGAGUUAUAUGAGGAAAGGACUCACUAUCUGGUUAGAUGUUCCAUUGGAUGCCCUCGCAAGAAGGAUUGCUGCGGUGGGUACUGCGUCACGACCCCUCCUGCAUCAGGAAUCUGGUGAUCCUUAUGCAAAGGCCUAUGCCAAACUUACAGCACUUUUUGAACAAAGAAUGGAUUCAUAUGCUAAUGCUGAUGCCCGAGUAUCCCUUGAAAAUAUUGCACUCAAACAAGGACAUAAUGAUGUGAAUGUACUUACACCAAGUGCCAUCGCUAUUGAGGCAUUGCUAAAGAUGGAGAGCUUUCUUACUGAGAAGGCCAUGGUCAGAAACUGACCAGAUCUCGGUGGUUAAAAAGAAAGAUGACAACCAAUGGUUCUUGGUUGCCGUGAUGUACAUACCUUUGCAUAAGACAUUCUUCUUGAUAUAGCCAGAGCUAUGACAGAGGAUAACUUGGGUCUUUACUUGAGUGAACUAUAUGUGAAUAGCUCUAAAUUAAGACAAUGUUUGUCUUGUCUUUAUCUUGCUGCAAAUUGAUACAUGGAUUUGGGAGUAAAUAGCUAUAUCAUCAUCGUUAAGUGAUAUCCCUUGUACAUUUUGAAACAACCAGAAUUUACAUCAAUAUAUUACUUUGAGGCAAA
This is a messenger RNA of Triticum aestivum (bread wheat), 1438 nucleotides long. Its product is annotated as shikimate kinase 3, chloroplastic. Gene Ontology annotation, cellular component: chloroplast; cytosol. The record is from RefSeq and is a predicted model, not a curated record. Gene Ontology annotation, molecular function: shikimate kinase activity. The transcript has 10 exons. NCBI's taxonomy places the organism in Eukaryota, Viridiplantae, Streptophyta, Magnoliopsida, Poales, Poaceae. The coding region runs from base 246 to 1133 and encodes 295 amino acids.